Molecule: messenger RNA, 2162 nt
Organism: Erinaceus europaeus (western European hedgehog)
Lineage: Eukaryota; Metazoa; Chordata; Mammalia; Eulipotyphla; Erinaceidae
Gene: DYRK4
Product: dual specificity tyrosine phosphorylation regulated kinase 4
Exons: 15
Coding region: 164-2032 (622 amino acids)
Biological process (GO): peptidyl-serine phosphorylation; peptidyl-threonine phosphorylation
Cellular component (GO): nucleus
Molecular function (GO): ATP binding; protein serine/threonine kinase activity; protein serine/threonine/tyrosine kinase activity
Source: RefSeq, a predicted model, not a curated record
AGUUUAGUGGGGCCACUCUAGCUGCUCAGAGAACCAUGCCCUCUAGGGAAGCUGCUGCAAAACAAAUGCUGAAAGCUACUUUUGCUUUUGGCCUUCUGCUGUAACACUAAGAACCUUUAGAUUUCUUUCAGUUAGAGAAAGCAGGUACCAUUGUAGGACUGAAAUGGAUACUAAGAAGCCAAGAAAAGGCAGUUUCACAUCCUUCCCCACUUUGAAAGCAAGAAGGAAACAAAAUUUUACCUCCUCAAAGGUUGAGAGUAAGUCUUUGCUUCAAGCCCAGAAGCCAGCCUCCAAGAUCAAGAACUUUAAAAUGACCCGAGUUCUGCGGAAGAGUGCCAACACCAGCAUUCCUGCACUCCCUUAUGUGGAUACUAAAGGGAAGAAGAGUAUGGUUAACUUCCCUCACAUCAAUAGCAAAGUCCUUCUGAAGCCCCCUGUGCUGUAUCAGGACAGUAAAAGUCACAGUCAGAUAGCCUCUGAGCUCAAGUCUUCAGAAACAUCUUUCCACUCAAGCGUGAAAACCCAAGAUUGUAAGGUAGAAGAGAAACCAUCCAGGAAGCACAAGGUGCCACUGACGGCCACAGAGGCCCUCAAGUUUUUUAAGAACCAGCUGUCUCCGUAUGAGCAAAGUGAAAUCCUGGGUUACACAGAGCUGUGGUUCCUGGGGCUUGAAGCUGAGAAACUCCAUGUGACUCCUGAGAAAUUCAGCAAGACGAGUUUUGAUGAUGAGCACGGCUCCUACAUGAAGGUUCUACACGAUCACAUUGCAUACCGCUACGAAGUUCUGGAGAUGAUUGGAAAAGGCUCCUUUGGGCAGGUGGCUAAGUGCUUGGAUCACAAAAACAACGAAUUUGUGGCUUUGAAAAUCAUCCGAAACAAGAAGAGAUUUCACCACCAGGCCAUGGUGGAGCUGAAGAUCCUGGAAGCUCUCAGAAGGAAGGACAAAGACAACUCUUACAAUGUGGUGCACAUGAAGGACUUCUUCUAUUUCCGCAACCACCUCUGCAUCACCUUUGAGCUCCUGGGAAUCAACUUAUACGAGUUGAUGAAGAAUAAUAGCUUUCAAGGCUUCAGUUUGUCGAUAGUGCGGCGUUUCACCCUCUCCGUUUUGAAGUGUUUGCAGAUGCUUUACAUGGAGAAGAUCAUUCACUGUGACCUCAAGCCUGAGAAUAUUGUUUUAUAUCAAAAGGGGCAAGUCUCUGUUAAAGUCAUUGACUUUGGAUCAAGCUGUUAUGAAGACCAGAAAGUAUACACCUACAUCCAGAGUCGCUUCUACCGCUCCCCAGAGGUGAUUCUUGGCCACCCCUACAACAUGGCUAUUGAUAUGUGGAGCCUGGGCUGCAUCAUGGCUGAGCUGUACACCGGCUACCCUCUGUUCCCAGGGGAGAAUGAAGUGGAGCAGCUGGCCUGCAUCAUGGAGGUGCUGGGCCUGCCACCGACUCACUUCAUACAAACAGCCUCCAGGAGACAGACAUUCUUUGAUUCCAAAGGCUUUCCCAAAAACAUAACCAACAACAGGGGGAGGAAGAGAUACCCAGACUCCAAGGAUCUCACCAUGGUGCUGAAAACCUACGACACCAGCUUCCUGGACUUUCUCAGAAGGUGUUUGGUAUGGGAACCCUCUCUCCGAAUGACCCCUGACCAGGCCCUCAAGCAUGCUUGGAUCCAUGAGUCAAGAAGCCUCAAACCACGGUCCAGGCCCCAGACCCUGAGGAAACCCAGUUUCAAUAUGACCUCUGAGACCAAGAAAGACAAGCUUCCAGGGCAUCAUCCCCUGGGUAAAAAAGAUGUGGUCACAAAAGAAGAGACUGUAGACAAGACAAAAGAUGGCACCUGCAAGCCUGUUCCAGAUUCAAAUGACCGACAGGGCUCUCUCCAACAGACAGCUGAAUCUGUCCAGCUGCCUCAUCUAGCAGAAGCUUCCGGAAAGCUAGAGGCCGCUGUCAGACCAGAGGAGUCUAAGACCAGCACAGAACAACAAAGCAAAAACUCCUCUCCCAAGAACACGAAUAUUUUACCCCCAAUUGUAUGACCUUUAACGAGGGUGUGUCCUGUUCCUUUCCACCAAUGAUUUGUAUUAGAGACAGCACUUAUAUUGUACAAUACUUCAGAUUGUUGUUUUUUUUUUUUAAUGCAUAAAGGUUUGUUUUAAAAAAAUUCUA